CCUUGACCCAACAAACACCACGUGUUUUCCAUGGAAAUGUAAAGCAAACUUCCACUAUCUUUCCAUGCAAAGCUAUUAGAAAUCAGCCACCAUUUCCCACUUUCUUUUUCAAACAAAGACUAGACCAUUGACGCAGCCCAUUAACCUCCUUUCUUCACUUUCUCACCACUAUAUAUUCUCCUUCCCUCUCCAAUCCAAACCACUCGCAGCAACCUGUUCUUCACUCAAAACCCCCAACUCUCUUUCCCUUUCCAGCAAUUCUUCCACCCAUUUCAACAAUGGCCACUGUUCCGCCAACUCUUCCUCACCUGAAAGACCAAAAAACCUCCAUUUCUGUAUCAGAAAACUCUCAUGUUUCAACCCCAACUCACUGGAUGAAGGCUGCACAAGGCUUUCAGUGCAGUCACUUUCAUGAAGUUCAAUCCAUGGUGUCACAGUUUGCACAAGCAGAAACUGUUGACAUCCAGGGCACCACCCUCACGGUUGCUCAGGUCACCGCCAUUGCUCGUCGGAACAAGGUAAAACUUCACCUCGACGAAGCUAUGGCACGCGGUCGUGUCACUGAAAGUGCCCACUGGGUUGCUGAUAAAAUCGCCAGUGGGACGGACAUAUAUGGUGUCACAACUGGCUUUGGUGCCACCUCUCACCGGAGAACUACCAAGACUGCUGACCUCCAGACGGAACUCAUUCGGUUUCUAAAUGCUGGGGUGACUGGAAAAGACAAUCUUCCGUCAUGUUACUCAAAAGCCGCCAUGCUCGUCCGCGCAAACACCCUCAUGCAAGGUUAUUCUGGCAUCCGCUGGGAGAUACUUGAAGCCAUGGCCAAGCUCAUGAAUCAAAAUUUGAUCCCAAAACUACCACUAAGAGGGACUAUCACUGCUUCGGGCGAUCUCGUCCCGUUAUCAUACAUUGCCGGACUAUUGACCGGACGACAUAAUUCAAGGGUGAUCACCCUUGAAGGUGAAGAGAUCACAGCCAUGGAAGCUUUGAAAAGAGCUGGAGUGUCAGACCCUUUUGAGCUACAAGCAAAGGAAGGUCUGGCACUUGUGAAUGGGACUGCCGUUGGCUCAGCUGUGGCUGCCACAGUGUGUUUCGACGCCAAUAUAUUAGCUCUCUUAUCUGAAAUUCUGUCUGCUAUGUUCUGUGAAGCCAUGAAAGGCAAGCCUGAGUUCACAGACCCAUUGACUCAUGAACUCAAGCACCACCCUGGCCAGAUUGAAUCAGCUUCAAUCAUGAAGUUCCUUCUUGAUGGCAGUGAUUUCAUGAAAGAAGCAAAGCUCCGCCACGAGAAAGACCCCCUGACAAAGCCUAAACAGGACCGGUAUGCUUUAAGAACUUCUCCUCAAUGGUUGGGACCACAUAUUGAAGUUAUUCGUAUGGCAACACAUUCAAUUGAAAGAGAAAUCAAUUCAGUGAACGAUAACCCGAUCAUCGACGUUGUUCGUGAUCUUGCUCUUCAUGGAGGGAACUUCCAAGGGACUCCCAUAGGUGUCUCCAUGGACAAUCUAAGAAUAGCUAUUGCAGCAAUAGGGAAGCUCAUGUUUGCUCAGUUUUCAGAGCUCGUUUGUGACUAUUACAACAAUGGGUUGCCUUCAAAUCUUAGUGGGGGGCCAAACCCAAGCUUAGACUAUGGUCUCAAAGGUGCAGAGAUCGCCAUGGCUGCAUAUUGCUCCGAGCUUCAGUACCUAGCCAACCCAGUCACCACCCAUGUCCAAAGUGCUGAACAACACAAUCAAGAUGUGAAUUCACUGGGCUUAAUCUCCGCAAGAAAGAGCGCCGAAGCUAUGGAGAUAUUAAAGCUCAUGUCUGCCACAUUCAUGGUGGCAAUUUGUCAAGCAAUUGAUCUGCGCCAUCUUGAAGAACACAUGAGGGAGGCUGCCAAACAGGUUCUACAACAAGUUAUCCGGAAAACACUCUAUAGUGCCGAAGAUGGGUCACUCCUUGAUUCUCGUUUCUGCGAGAAGGAACUCUUGCAAAUCAUCGAACACCAACCAGUGUUCAACUAUCUCGAUGACCCCAUGAAUCCUGAUUAUCCCCUUUUGCCUCAACUCCGAGAAGUUCUUCUUGAAAGAGCACUAAAAGAACUGAAAGAAUCAGAGUUGAAUGGAAAUGGGUACUCGAUUUUCAAGCGGAUACCCAUUUUUUUGGAGGAACUGAAGGCGAGAAUCGGAGAGGCGAUGGUUAAAGCAAGAGAGAGAUUUGAUAAUGGUGAAUUCCUGGUGGAGAACAGAAUCAAGAAAUGCAGGACUUAUAUGAUAUAUAGGUUUGUGAGGAUUGAGGUUGGGACUGAGCUGCUGAGUGGUGGGAAGAAGGUUAGUCCAGGGGAGGAGAUAGAGAAAGUGUAUGAAGCCAUCAAUGAGGGGAAGCUGGGUAGUGUUUUGAUGCAGUGCUUAGCAUCUUGGGAGUAGACUACACCCAUGGUUGAUUUUCUAUCAAUAACUUCCCGCCCAAUAGAAACUUAUAUAGUGAAUUUAAAGGAUAGAAUGAAAUAUCAAAAUUUCAUUUCGUUAUGCAAUGGUCGGCAUAUCCGAAAUAUUUUUAUUUUUAAGAAAAUCGAAAUGAAUCAUUUAUAGAAUCGAAAUUCUUAAAUUUCAACGUGU
Ilex paraguariensis (yerba mate) is the source of this 2600-nucleotide messenger RNA. NCBI's taxonomy places the organism in Eukaryota, Viridiplantae, Streptophyta, Magnoliopsida, Aquifoliales, Aquifoliaceae. The record is from the annotation of a GenBank genome assembly.